Messenger RNA from Cetraspora pellucida, 728 nucleotides. The record is from the annotation of a GenBank genome assembly. Lineage: Eukaryota; Fungi; Glomeromycota; Glomeromycetes; Diversisporales; Gigasporaceae.
CUGAAUCUCGUGGAGGGCAAUGUCUUUCUGAGUUCUAUAUUAAUUAUAAAGAGCUAUUGUAUUGGCGUUGUGAUAAACAACAUGAAUGGUUUGCAAAUCUUAACAAUAUAAAAAAUAAUCGAAGAUGGUGUCCAUGGUGUUCAAAGAAAUGUUCUGAAGCUCAUAUAUGGUAUGCCACUUUUUAUAAUACAAAAAAUCAUCAUAAUUGGUGUCCGUAUUGUAGAUAUAAUUUUACAAAACUUGGCAUUAAAUAUGCUAAUACUUUAUCAUAUAAUAAAAAUGGAGAAUGUUUAAGUGAUAUAUAUAUUGAUAAUAGAACACAUUUACUUUGGAGAUGUGAAAAAAAGCAUAAAUGGUAUCAAAAUAGUUGCUCUAAGUAUAAAUGUGAAAAUUUGUGUCGAAAAAUUGUGUCAAAAUAUCUUGGACCCCCAUCUAAGAUAUGUCGACCUGAUUCUCUCAAAACAUUAGAAUCUCCUAUAGGUUUAGAACUUGAUAUUUAUUAUCUGGAAUAUGGUCUUGCAAUCAAAGUACAAGGAGAGCAACAUGAAAAAUAUAUCGAAUUCUUUCAUAAAGGAGAUCCCAAUAAUUUUGUUAGACAGCAAGAACGAGAUCAACUCAAGAAAGAAUUAUGCGAAGAAAAUUGGAUAGUUCUACGAGAAGUUUGGCAUUACGAAGACCCAUAUAUAGUUAUUCCAGAGCAUCUUCGAGAACUGGGUCUUAUAGAAUAA